Molecule: messenger RNA, 1239 nt
Organism: Varanus komodoensis (Komodo dragon)
Lineage: Eukaryota; Metazoa; Chordata; Lepidosauria; Squamata; Varanidae
Exons: 3
Coding region: 1-864 (287 amino acids)
Source: RefSeq, a predicted model, not a curated record
AUGCCGCCCCAGCCACUUUUUGCUUCCAAAGCCAGGCAGAGGCAAGUUGUUCAUGAAGAAGCCCGGCAGGCGGCAGUCUUAGAAGCCACAGGCACCCUGCCUUCAGUGACGGACGCCGUGGGCCCAGGCUUAGCCCUGCCUACAAGCAGUGUCACCACCCACCCCGGCUGCACCAUGAGGAUGAGUGUGACCACGGCCUUCAGGAGACGCCGGGCCCCUGCAAGGAUCAAAGAGCAGCCUGCCAGAGGCAAGUGCGCAGGAUGGCUGGAGAAGGUAAGAGCUACAAACACACACCAGAACAAAAUGGCUCCCAGGAUUCCAUUAGUCCCAAGGCAAAGCAGGAUGGCUCUUCCCCAGAUUCCCAGGCGAGGAGACAAAGCUUAUGCGACACCAGGCCAGCACCUACCAGGCUGUCCAGCCUGCUUGUCCUCCCAUGCCAAAGUGGCCCCUUUGGGCAAUCGAGGCUUGACUCCCUGGAGCGGGCCCACUCGAUCCGAGACCUCCUUCCAUGCCUUCUUCACGCCUGUGGUGUCCUUCCUGCACAGUGUCCCUUUCUCGGCAGCAGGCGCACCUGGCUCAGGCGGCGUCUUUCCAGAAUUUGGCAAGAAGGCACCUGUGGGCGGAGCGGAGGAGAGGAGGGCAGCCCCGCUGUUCCAACGCAAAGCCAGGACCAAGGCCCAGAGUGGAGGCCUGCCCAGUCGCCUCCAGAGCAAGCGGCAGCGGGUGGAACUGCCCAGCAUCACCAAGCUGAACUUCAGCCGCAAUUUCACCUUCUCCUUCUUCGAGCUGCCCCCCCAUCAGAGCCACGAGUAUUGGCUGCAGCACCAGCAGCUCAUAUGCCUCCUGAUGAAACAGCUGCAGUAGCAAGGACCUGGGCAGCAGUGAGGGGAAGGGCACCCUGGUGCAGGACCUGAAGCCACCUCCUUGCAGUGCAGCCAGGCACAGAAGGCCCUGGCAGGCUUGCCCACAGUCCCUGGAGGACAGGCCUUCCCACUGUGCCAGCCACUCCAAGAGGCACAGCAAGACCGAAGGAGGCGGGUUUGCGUGCACUCGCCCCCCGCACUCGCCUCACUUCUCCCUGCAGCGGCAACUCGGCCUGCCUGUGUUAAUGGUUCUGCAACUUCCUUCUCUGCCCCUGCCAGCCACCCAACAGCAUAACCUUGGGCCUUGGCCCCCCCAUGAGACGUUCGGCAACAGACACAGCCAAGCUCUCCCCCCCAACUGCAGCCAUGUCUUUCU